AUUAGACAAAGGUAAACAGGCUUAGGAGAGAAGUCAAGGUAAAAAUUACGGAGUAAUAAAUUAUGCAACAAAGCUAUCUGAAAGUCUGUUUUUCUUAGAGGCCACCGGAAAAUGGACGGCGCUGGUGAAGUCAUAGAGAACGGCAACGCCGAGCCUCGAUCGGCUCUGAUCUUUCUCGGCACUGGUUGUUCAGGCUACGUCCCGAGACCCAUGUGCCUGAUCCGACCAUCCGAUCCUCCCUGCCAACUUUGCUUUCAGUCAUUGUCGGUGCCGCCGGAGCGGAAUCGUAAUUACAGGUGCAACACGUCUCUUCUAAUUGAUUAUUGCGGGAGAGAAGAUGAACACAGAUAUAUAUUGAUUGAUGCUGGAAAGACGUUCAGGGAGCAAGUACUUCGGUGGUUCACUUUCCAUAAGAUUCCGCGGGUCGAUUCAAUUGUUUUGACUCAUGAACAUGCUGAUGCCGUUCUUGGUCUGGAUGAUGUACGUUCUGUGCAGCCAUUUAGUCCUACAAAUGACAUUGAUUCCACACCCAUUUACCUCACUCAGUAUUCAAUGGACAGCAUCACAGCGAAGUUUCCUUACUUGGUUCAGAAAAAACUAAAGGCAGGCCAGGAAGUGAGACGAGUAGCCCAACUUGACUGGACAAUAAUCGAGAAUGAUUGUGAGAAGCCGUUUGUUGCAUCAGGACUAGAACUUAUUCCUUUGCCUGUGAUGCAUGGUGAAGAUUAUAUUUCUUUGGGAUUUCUUUUUGGUGAAAAAUGUAGAGUUGCUUAUAUAUCUGAUGUUUCACGCUUCCUUCCAACCACUGAGCAUUAUAUUUCAAAAAGUGAAGGUAAACAGUUGGAUCUCCUUAUCUUGGACUCACUGAAAAAGGAAGGGUCCCAUAAUGUUCACUUUUGCCUCCCUCAGACUCUUGAAGCUGUGAAGAAGUUAUGCCCAAAGCAAGCACUGUUAAUUGGAAUGACCCAUGAGUUUGAUCACCACAAAGACAAUGAAUAUCUUAUGGAAUGGUCUAGAAGAGAAGGAAUCCAUGUUCAGCUUGCACAUGAUGGGUUGAGGAUCCCUGUAGACCUUUAAUGAGGUUAUAAUGUGGCCGGAAUAUACUCGAUUGUUUCUUCUUCCCCAUUUUGGUAGAGAUGGGAAAAUGACACAGUAAUAUUGCUGCAGAACUUCUUAUAGCUCACCAAAUCCUUCAAAGCUGUGGUGCAGAAAGAUGGUAUAGAUUGCCUAAAUUAUGGUAGAAAAGUUAUUCUGGAGUUGUAUGGUGGUUCAAUGUGUUAUAUGCAUUUUAGUUUCCCUGUAAUAUAUAUUAAAAUGAGAAGACUAUGAUUUCACUCAAGGGAAUAUGUAAUAUAUUGUCAAUCAAUUGUCCUUUGUCAUGUAUUAAACUAGAAAUUGCUUUGAGAUCAAUAAAGUUUGUCCUGGCUCCAAGCACCUAAUUUUAGUUAGGUAAAA
Messenger RNA from Cornus florida, 1455 nucleotides. RefSeq names its product putative hydrolase C777.06c. The transcript is spliced from 10 exons. NCBI's taxonomy places the organism in Eukaryota, Viridiplantae, Streptophyta, Magnoliopsida, Cornales, Cornaceae. The record is from RefSeq and is a predicted model, not a curated record. Bases 112 to 1077 code for a protein of 321 amino acids.